AUGGAGGAGAUAAAGGUGGCGCAGGACGUCACAGAUAUAACGGAGGAGAGCAUGGGAAUGACACCAGCGCCUGUGGAAUCAGAUGAACAGUCCAUCAACAGACCACUUUUUGAUGAAUUCUAUGAUGAUUGGGCCUCCUUUGACGCUGCGAUCGCACGUGCGACAGCGGCAUACCAUCCGAUCCGCAAACGAUCAUCGUUGACCUUUGAAGUGUAUAACCGCACUGUAUCCAAGGGCCGUCACGAUCGCAAGAAUAUUGCCGAAUUCUUGUCAAAGACAUUCAAGUGUACACACGGCAUCAAGUUUCGCUCGCGUGGCAGUGGAAAACGGAUGCGACACAAGCUGCGUGACAUUGGUUGUCCAUUUCACGUUUACGCGUCAGCAGUAGAGUUUGGUCUCACGUACCGUAUCAAGGUGCGUACACACGACAAACACAACCACCCAAUUGGGCCGGACUCGAUGAAGAUGAUGAGUGGUACACUCCAUGAAUCGGAUUAUGAUUUGGCCACCGCUACAACGAAUACUCACGGAAUGGAGCACGGCAUUUCGUCCGACGACGCGGCGGAAGUAGCACAAGUAGAUUACGACAAUCAGAUACGGGAACAACUAGUCGAAGCUGAGGCCGAACAUAAUCAAGGAAAUGCGGCGGCACAAGGAGAGGCAGAAGCAGAAGCUCCGUCCGAGACGUACCAGAAUGCUCAGACGCAAGGACUGUUUAAGGCUGAGGCAGAAGUACAGACGCUGACAGGUCCUCGGAUGCAUGCUCGAACACAGGAAGUUUUGCAUCCGCAACACAACCACGCGCAUUCACAGCCCCAAUCAGUGGACACGUCGGAUAUCGCUAGCGACAGCGGACAUGAUAGCGAAUCAUUCAGAGUAGUCUUGGAUGGUGCAAUGGACAGCACUAUGGCAGAUGAUGUUUUCUCGGGAGCUUCUGGAGAUCAUAUUACUACAGCUGAUGCUGCUAUUGCAACUAACAACACCAUGCAACAAGCAGCUAGCUCUAACGGUGCUCAAGCGCCUGCUAAGUUUGAGGAAACGAUGACUUUUGAGUCACUCCGUAAACGCAUUGCUGACUUUGCGGAAGAACGUGACUGGAACCAGUUUCACACACCUCGUAAUUUGCUCCUGGCUCUCAAUGGUGAAGUGGGCGAGUUAUGCGAGAUUUUUCAGUGGAAGGGCGAGGUCAAGAAUACGGAAGAUUGGUCUGCACGUGACAAGGAGCAUCUUGGGGAGGAGAUUAGCGAUGUGUUAAUCUACUUGGUGCGACUCGCCGACAAGUGCGAUGUAAAUUUACCCGCUGCCUUGAACGACAAGAUUGCCAAGAAUGCGCAGAAAUAUCCCGCUGAGCUGGUCAGAGGAUCGUCUACCAAGUAUAGCGAGUACAAGCGGAUGCGUAUAGCAGAGGAGUCGACUUUGUAG
Molecule: messenger RNA, 1422 nt
Organism: Peronospora belbahrii
Lineage: Eukaryota; Oomycota; Peronosporomycetes; Peronosporales; Peronosporaceae
Source: the annotation of a GenBank genome assembly